Molecule: messenger RNA, 1614 nt
Organism: Acomys russatus (golden spiny mouse)
Lineage: Eukaryota; Metazoa; Chordata; Mammalia; Rodentia; Muridae
Product: sphingomyelin phosphodiesterase 5-like
Exons: 7
Coding region: 119-1582 (487 amino acids)
Biological process (GO): sphingomyelin metabolic process
Cellular component (GO): extracellular region; cytoplasm
Molecular function (GO): sphingomyelin phosphodiesterase activity
Source: RefSeq, a predicted model, not a curated record
ACUCCGGCUCGGCUCGCAGGGCGCUGGGCACUAGCUAUAAGCACAGGUUGUGCCACCUGGUCUUAACCUCCUGCAGCUCGUGCGAACUCUACGGAUUCAACUCUCACCCUGGAAACCAAUGAGUCUCCCUGACGAUUCGCGGCGAAGGAGCCCCGUGUGCCAGGAACCUUCACUCGACUGGCCCCCGACACCUGACACCCUGAGGCCUUCGCCCUUCCCGCACCCUGUGCUACAAGCCCUCUACAGCUUAUCCCUUAUGCUGCUCUUCCCGGCGUACUGGUCUCUGGACCAGUUGCUGGGCUGCUGGGCACCAACUACGCAGCCUAGCCCCUUGGGCCGGCUCAAAAUCCUAGCAGGAUGCGGGGCGGCGUUGCUGUUCCUGCUGGUAGUUGGCCUACCCGUGUCGCUGUUCGGCCUUGUGCUGUGGUUGCCUCUACAGGUCUGGCGACGCCCCUUCUGCUAUCAGCCGGCUUCGGCGUGUUGGGUGUGGCCACAGCCCUGGCAACCCCCUGCUGAGCGCGUCCGCGGCUUUGUCUUUCUCACUGCUAAUCUGUGCCUGCUUCCUGAUGGGCUAGCACGCUUCAGCAACCUGUCUCACAGCCAGCAGCGCGCAGAGGCCGUUGGCGCCGCACUGCUGGGCAGCCUUCGAAAGUCACAGUAUGGGGCUACGGGGUGCAGCCAGACGCAGCUUGGGGUGCCUGGCGGUGUGCUGAAGGCCACGAUACCUAUGGAUUUGGACUUCGUAUGCCUUCAGGAAGUGUUUGACCUCCGCGCAGCGCGUCGUCUCGUGCACACCCUGGUGCCAAAUCUGGGCCCGGUGCUAUACGAUGUGGGCACAUUUGGCUUGGUGUCUGGGCCGUACAUCAAGCUACUGGGCAGUGGGCUGCUUCUGGCCUCGCGCUACCCGCUGCUGCGCGCUACCUUCCGUUGCUUUCCGAACGCUCGUCAAGAGGACGCCAUGGCCUCCAAAGGUCUAUUAUCCGCCCAGGCGCAGCUAGGCAUCCUGGAUGGGCACCGCAUCGUGGGAUAUGUUCAUUGCACACAUUUGCAGGCACCCGUUGAGGACGGGCAUGUUCGAUGCAAACAGCUUACGCUGCUGCUGGACUGGGUGGAGGAGUUUGAGGCUGAGAGCAGACAGAGCGGUGAGGCUGUAGCAUUCAGUGUCCUCCUGGGAGAUCUAAACUUUGACAACUGCUCACAAGAUCACAGAAAGGAGCAGGGCCAUAAACUCUUCAGAAGUUUUCAGGACCCCUGCCGGCUAGGCACCCGCCAGGAGCAACCCUGGGCCUUGGGAACGAUCUUGAACAGUUCCAAGUUACACAACUCCGUUGGCAGCUCCCCAGAGAUGCUUCGGGAGGCCCUGGAGCAGGAAGAAGGGCGCUGCAUCUACCUGGCAGGACCCCUCAGCGGAAGUCACCCAGAUAAAUCCUGGAAGGGCCGGCGACUAGAUUAUAUCACCUACCGCGGAAUACCUGGGAGUGGCUUGAGUCCAGAGGUGGAGCAGGUGACGUUCAGUACGGCUCUGGCGGGGCUCACUGACCACUUAGCUGUGGGCCUGAAGCUUCAAGUUGUAUGCUCCUGACGCCGGCGCACAGACAGGGGAUGACUAGCAGG